CAGUUGCUCGAGGGCAUCCAGACGCCCUCGGUAAAAAGAGAGUUCCGGUUACGACGACCUACGUGUCUUCAGUCAGCCUUAAAAGUGGCAGACCAAUUAGAGCAAGUCGACGAGUCCAUGGGCCCCCUGGAAACAUGCUGCGUACUGAAUCGACACCGCCCCGCUAGACUCCAACCACCAGACCGAAGAAAUUGGAAUCGCGUCCCGUUUCGAGGGGAUUAUUCGCGACCUCCAGUGCAAUCGUACUUCCGGCGGCCCCGCCGACCAAUUCCGAAUCGUGGUCUACCUCGCUACAAUAACGGACGCCCAGGUGAGUGGCACCGAUUGCAUUCACACUCUAUACCAACCAUUGUUUGUGCGUCGACCACAGAUUCAGCGUUAGCAAUAGAAUUACAGAUCGCAGGGGUUCCAUUGAUAGGUCUCAUCGACACAGGUGCAUGUAAGAGCCUAAUCAGAUCUAGUUUGACUAAUCAGCUAGCAGAACAUGUAUACGCGCCUUGUCGCUGUCGACUAACUGCCGCCAAUGGAG
This is a messenger RNA of Dicrocoelium dendriticum, 529 nucleotides long. The record is from the annotation of a GenBank genome assembly. Lineage: Eukaryota; Metazoa; Platyhelminthes; Trematoda; Plagiorchiida; Dicrocoeliidae.